Molecule: messenger RNA, 1891 nt
Organism: Sodiomyces alkalinus F11
Lineage: Eukaryota; Fungi; Ascomycota; Sordariomycetes; Glomerellales; Plectosphaerellaceae
Exons: 1
Coding region: 310-1398 (362 amino acids)
Source: RefSeq, a predicted model, not a curated record
CAUCUUCCGUCAUACUCCAUCUGAAGAAAAAAGAAGAGAAGGAUAUACGACAGGAUACCAAACGAUGCGAAAGACAGACCAGCAAGCUUCAAAAGGAGUACUUACAUAUACAAGCAAGCUUCGUGGAACGCCAGGGCCCUCACAACAUAUCCCGCCAAUUCGCAUCAUCGCAGCCUAGACCGCAUCCCUGUCACUUUACCGAUUUCGGCUCGCUCGUCUGCCUUGAGUCACAACCGGGGAAAAUUAGACAAUCUUUUUAUCUCGAAACACUUCGAAUUACCAGGCACACAAACAUAUAAGAAACCCAAAAUGGCCUCAGCAACAUUUUAUCGGCCAUCGGCCCCCCCUAGCUACUCUCCAUUCCCUGCCUCCACCACCACUGCGACUGCGACUGCGACUGCGACCACAUCAACAAGCAAGCAGUCUGCCGCACAUCUCCUCAUCGCCGCCCAGAGGAGGAAGAGGGCCAUGUCUAUCACACAAACCUACUACCUCGCCCACAAGGCGCGGGCCAAGCUCGCCUACGAGGCAAGCCGCGCCGACCACGACCUGCGUCUGCUCGUCGGCCACGCCAACCUCCUCGACUCGCUCAUGUUCGAGCUUGCCGACGCCGAGCGCGAGCAAGAGAGCUGGUUCAACCAAUCGGUACGGGGCGCCAUCCGUCACGAAGAGCCCCAGCCCGUCCCCGUCGCGUCUCCCGCCCUCGCUCCUACACCCGCCCCAACUCCCAUCCCAACGCCGGUAGAUAAGAAGGACCGGCACGUGCAAUGGGCGGACGCCGCCCCGGAGCCACAGCAGCUCUGGCAUACCGAGCACAUCGACGUCGACUCGGACGACGACUCGGACCUCUACGAUUCGGACUACGACAGCGACGACGACAUGGAGAUGGUCGAGACAGUCACCGUCGCCCGUCCCGUCGCUCUCCGGCCCGUAACCCCCACCACUACCCUCACCACUAGCCUCGCCACUAGCCUCACUACUACCCUCACUACUAAAUCCGGCGCAACUCCUCCCACCACACAAAGCAGUUCCCGGCCCCUCCUCGCAGUGGAGGAGGACGAAGACGAAGACAAAGACGAAGACGAAGACAUGGAAACAGACGACCUCGAAGACGACUACGCCCAACUCGAGCUCGUCCGUACCGUGUCACACCCGCACUCGCCGCCAGAACUCGACGCCGACCUGUCCGAAUCGUCCGACGAGGACUCGUCGAUGCCGCCGUCGCCGCCCAACGUGAGCUUCGCCUUCCCGGCGAAGGACGCCAAGGGAGAGAUGCACCACGCCCGUUCAGAACAAGAGGAGCAAGACGAAGAAGACCGCAGCAGCCUCUACUCGGAAGGCUUCUACAUCCCGAGGAGGAGGAAUCCGCCCCUCGUGUCGGCCAUUUCGGUCUAUUAGAGGGUGGAAAGAACCUCAAUUUUCUCUCUUCUUCUCUGCGACUCUUGCUUCACCUUUCUGAGCAUCUCUAUUAUUUGGCUUCGAGCGAUGGUGGCAUGACGGCGGCGUUUUACACGGGGUUUCACCGGGAAAAUUGGCAGCAAUCUCAUCGAUUUGAUGGAAUGCAAAGCCAAAUGCUAUUAUUCUUUUAUUGGUUUGUCACCUUUGGUUGGCGUUUCAUUCCAAGGGCUGGUGCUCAAGCAGCACCGCACAAAAAGGAGGGACGUGGAUCGUCUUGGGGUCUGUUUCUUCUCAUUUCACACCUUUGCAUUUUCUCUUCUCUCGGCUUAUCCUCGCUCCCCUAAAGGGGUUGAGCGGGAAGCCAUGAUGUAUUUAUUGAUUAGCGCGAUAUGCUUUCUCUGGGACGGGCGAUACCACCACUUCUUCUUACUACAACUGGGAAAUCUAGCGCACGGCUUUCCUCACUUUCAAUUGAAGUAUACCAAUACCGUCA